This is a messenger RNA of Phyllotreta striolata, 4504 nucleotides long. The record is from the annotation of a GenBank genome assembly. NCBI's taxonomy places the organism in Eukaryota, Metazoa, Arthropoda, Insecta, Coleoptera, Chrysomelidae.
GCAUUUCGCGGUAUUUGUGCAUGUGUUUAGUGAUCAAAAGAGGUACUUGGUACCCUAACAAGCAAAAUAUCAGUGCGAAAACCAAAGUAAAAGGAAGUAGCAGUAAUAAGAAGAAGAAGAAGGAUUGGUUGAGAAAUUGGACGAUAAGUAAGGGCUGGGUGCACAAUAAAACUCUCCCAGGAAUGGAAGAGCUAUCAGAAACCAGUUCGAUUUCACUGGAAAACAUCGAUGAAUUGAUAUCAAUUAGAAGUGAAGAGGAUUCCUGCUCUUAUUCCUCCAUACAAGAAACCAACGCGUUUCAGGAAGCUCGCAAGAAUUACAGGAACAAUUUUCCGAUUCUCCUACCGAAAUUCCCAUCGAACAAACUACCGCCUCAACCCGCCCAAAAAAAGAACAAUUUAGGCAAGAACAUAGCCAUUUACAACGACAUGAACGCCAAAACCAACCUCCACGAAGACAUUAUAUACGAAUGCUCGGACGAAAACAGCAACUACAACUCGCUGAACAACAUUUACUUCAACCCGAUUUACUCGCGAUCGCCUUUCGAAAACGCGCUCCAGUUCGAUCGGCUGGAAAUGCUGGAAAGGCGCGCCAUUACGGUGCACAACUACAGGGAGAAUUUGCGAUCGCUGGCGAAGCGCGAGAAAUUCGUCAUCAGGCACAUCAAGAUCAGAUUCGUGCUGUCGCUGCGCUUGGGGAGAUUCCUAAAAGUGGGUAAACGGAAGCCGGAGAGAAGACGGGGGAUUUUCCGGGCGAAAAAGUGCCAUCGGAUGGAGGAGAACGACGCGCAUCUGAAGAGGAAGAUAGCCGAGAUUCACGACGAGCAAAGGAAAAUCGGUAACGGGAAGACGUCGGUGAAGAUUCAGAAUAUGAGAUACGGUAGACUCAACGUGCUACGCUGGCUGCUCUGGGAGGCGGAAUCUCGAGAAGACAUGCCGGCGCUGGAGAAAGCAGGAGCCAACAAUACGACGCUGGCUUUGCAUUACGCGGCCGCGAGAGGAUGCCUCGAUUGCGUCAGGCUGCUGGUGGAUUCCUCUCCGGAAUUGAGCGCAAACACCCAAAUGGACAACGACGUCACUCCGGUGUACCUAGCGGCCCAGGAGGGCCACCUGGAGGUCCUCAAGUUCCUCGUAUUAGAGGCCGGAGGCUCCCUCUACGUUAGAGCCAAAGACGGCAUGGCGCCCAUACACGCCGCCAGCCAAAUGGGAUGCUUGAAUUGCGUCAAAUGGAUGAUUCAAGACCAAGGGGUGGACCCGAAUUUGAGGGACGGCGACGGGGCGACCCCGUUGCACUUCGCCUCCUCCAGAGGGCACUUGGAGACCGUCCGGUGGCUGUUGAAGCACGGCGCUCGGCUGUCGUUGGACAAGUUCGGCAAGAGUCCGAUAAACGACGCGGCGGAGAACCAGCAAGUAGAGUGUCUGAACGUGCUGGUGCAACACGGCACGACGCCGGAUUACCAGGACAAGCCCGAGAAGCUCGCCAACAACGGGAAGUCCUGCUCGUGCACGAGAAAACCGGACAAACUGAGAAGAGGUAACAGCGUGGCGAGCGAUUGUUCCAAUUGCAAACCGAAAUCGGUCAGCAGCAAUAGUAACUCGAUGAAGCACAAUGCGAAUAACGAGCCCUUCUAUCUCCAUCCGCCUUUGAGCGAUCGCUCGAUAGAGCCGGCCCACGCCCCGGAAAACGGCCUUUACGUUAAUCCCAUGAGCAAACACAGGCACAGCGCUUCGAGCAGCUCGGAGAGCAGCAUCAGCAGCAAUGGCGAGUCGUUCUAUCUCCACAAUCCCCAAGAGGUCAUCUACAACAGAGUCAAGGAUCUGUUCGAGAGCUCCACUCGAGGACAACCUGUAACAGUCAAAGUGGAAGUCCAUUCGAGCAGCAGCGGCGCCGGCUCCGACGAGAACCUCUCGUCCUCCGAUCUAUCGGAGCGCUCGGGCGAGCACGAGCACGACUACGAGGACAUCUACCUGCUCAGAGAGGAGAACAAAACCGCCAAGAAGACCCGCUCCGAUUCCAGGGACUCGGGCUCGCACAGCCGCUCCGGCUCGGUCAGCUCCACCAACUCCUGCACCAACGUCGUCGUCCACUACACCGACGACAAAACCGACGCCAAAACCAUCGUCGAAGACAAGGAAUCCAACAUCGAAUCUGGCGUAUCUUCGGGCUCCUCCGAGGGGGAACCGGAGAAGACCAAGUUGUCGGUGAGGCGGUCGCUGCCCGGGAAACCGCCCGAUGCCGUCAUGAACGGCAAGCUGUUGAAGCGCGUCACCUCCGUGCCCAUUGGGAAGGCGGCGUUGUCGCCGCCUCCGCCGCCGCCGCCGCCUCCGCCCUGCGGCGACGUCGAGUACGACGAGCCGCGCGGCGCCGAGGCCGUCGAAAUCGUCGAGGAACCCACCCUGAGGCCCUCGGAUAUCGUCAAGGGGAUGUGCAGGAGCAUGUCGGCUUUGUCCGCCAGACGUCUGAACUCCUCCUGCUCGGACCUGACCAUCGUCAGUUUGGACGGCGACGAGCCGGACAAGAACGCCCCCCACCUGGCCAACAAGCAACGCGUGCUGCCCUUCGUGCCGCCCUCCUUCCCCGGCGCCGCCGCCUCCAACCGCCUCAUCAAGCCGUCGGAGUACCUGCGCAGCAUCAAGCCCGGCUCCGCCAGGCGUCACUCGGAGAGCGGCGACUUGGACCAGGACAAGCUCUACGAGGAGAAGAAGCCCGACCACGGCGAGGGACCGCCGCCGCCGCCUUUGCCCGCCAAUUUCUUCCAAAAGGAGGAGCAAAGCGCCGAGAUGGUGAAGAAGCAGCACCAGCCGCUGUCGGCGAUCAGCAUCCAGGACCUGAACUCGGUGCAGCUGAAGCGGACGGAGAAGACGGCGGCGUCGAAGACGUUCUCGGCGCCGACGCGCAGCGUCAGCCUGCAGUGCCUGCAGAGCGAGCCGUUCCUGGCGCAGAAGACCGACCUGAUCGCCGAGCUGAAGAUGUCCAGGGACAUAACGGGCAUCAAGAAGAUGAAAAUCGAGCGGGCGAAGACCGAGGAGUGCAAGGAGAAGGAGAUUUUCACGGAGAUCACCAAGCAAUUCACCACGUCGAAGUUCGUAGAGAAGGUGCCUGAAAAGGAUAAUACCGGUAAUAUCAUACCGGCUUGGAAGCGGCAAAUGUUGGCGAAGAAAGCGGCCGAAAAGGCGAGGAAGGAAUUGGAAGAGCAGCUGCUGCGAGAAGCCGAAGAGAAACGGUUGAAAGCGAUACCGCAAUGGAAGCGGCAAUUGUUGCAAAAGAAAGAAGAAGCGGAGAAUCGGAUAAAAUCGACGUUAUAUACGCCGAAGGUGGUCGACGAGCCGAAGAUUGCGAAGGUCCAGGAGCUCGAAGCAAAGAAGGAACAACGUUGCGACAACGACGAAGAAACCAACAACAACAACUGUAACAACAAUGAAGACGAAGAGGAGACCAUCAGGUUGGAGAAUGAAGGAGAACAAUCGGACGAGGAGCCACCCAAUCUGAUACCCUGGAGGGCGCACCUGAGGAAGACUAACAGCAAGUUGAAUCUGUUGGAGUAGCUCAGAUAAUGCAAUAAAGUAGGUAAUAAAACAAGCUUGGAAGAGAGGAAAUUUAUACUUCUUCGUUCUUAUUUUAAUGGGUGAUUCUUGGGCUGAUUUUGAGAUUUGAGAAGCUUGGGUUUGGACAACAAACCGAAAGCUUCUGAUGAACUUUUCGACUCAAAAUUACCCCAAGAUUUCUCUAUUGAAAUAAGUGCAUAACAUUAAUUACAUCCUGUAUAUUUUAUACAAGAAGUUUUAAAUGUAACUAUAAUUUUGUAGCUAUUAUUAUAGAUAUUGUAGAUGUAUUGCAUGAUGAAAAUGUAUCCGGUUUAUGUUAUAUUUUACCCUUGAGUUCCGGGAGGGAGUUUAUAGGAAUAGUUGUAAGGAAUAAGUAAAUUAAAUCCAUUACCCGUAGUAAUUAGAUGUUACUAUAAAUAAUUGUUGUAUCGUAAUUAUUCCUAAAAAGUUUAUCGAAAAUUGUACAUUGUUACGACAUGUAUAAAUAAUUUAUUCCAUUAAUGAAUAACACGAAUGAAAAAGCAGGAGUUUUUGUGAAUUGUACGCGGUUUUUACUUUUUUUUAGGAAUAAAAAUUCAGAGGUAUAGGUAAUUUUUAUUGUAUUUAUUUUUUGUUGAGAAAUGUAUGUAAUUUCGAAAAAUAAAUUUGUAGCGAAAUUAUUUUUCGAGUAUAUUAUUAUACAAUUUGAUUAGUAAAAUAUAUAUGUAGCAUAUUAAUUUUAGUACGAUAUUAUUUCGUGACACGUCCAGUCAUUUAUAUUGUGAUUUUGUAUGUAUUACUUUUAUAUAUUGUUUGUUAUAUUUUUAUAUACUUAUAUAUAUUUUUUAUUUUUAUUUCUUUCGCCUGUUUUUCCGUUCUUGCCAUUCGAGGAACGCUCUACAUUCGCUGGGUUCGGGACUUGUACAGAACUGUAUAAUUGUAUAAUUAUUGUGGAUAAAUAAAUACAUAUAUAAAUAAAA